AUGUCUGCUUGGGAAUCGAAUGACCCCCUUUCGUCGUCGUCAGCAACGGUAGGCAGCACACAGCUUUCCAAGCAAGACAAUCAAGGUGACCACAACAGUUCAUCCGCCACCGCCACCUCUACCGACCUCAUCAACAAACUACAAUCAUGGGGGAUGCCAGCGUACCUCAACAAUCUACCAUCCACUCAUGGUGAAGAGGAAUGGGAAUCUAGUUCGCUCUCGCCUUUGUAUGCAAGAAUGCUCAACGAAUACUUCAAGAUCUAUAACCACAGCCAUGACCAUGAAAUUACCAAGGCCACCAUCAACCUUGAUCCUGAUCUCGAUGUUGCUACUGAUGAACCCACAAAGGACAAGGAUAAAUUUCGAUUUGGACUGAUCGAUGAAAGGGGAAUACAAAUGUCAAGGGAAGAUCCAGAUAUAUCACGAAGUAGGAAAGAAGCUGAAAGAUAUUGGAAUGAAUGUGUACAACAAGUUUUGGUGAAGGGGGAAUUCGGAUCGUCAAUGGCUAGAGGUAUAGCAGCUCUAAUUGAUGGGACUACCGUCUUUGAUGGGGGAGAGGGAGAAAAUGGGCCAGAGGGGAAAAGCGAAAUGGAGGAAUAUUAUAAGAUGAGAAAUGAUUUUAAAGAUUGGUUCUUGACCAAUGGAGAUGAUGGAAAUGAAAAGGCAGGGUCAGGGUCAGAGUCAGAACAACUUUGA
This is a messenger RNA of Kwoniella mangroviensis CBS 8507, 696 nucleotides long. RefSeq lists its product as uncharacterized. The record is from RefSeq and is a predicted model, not a curated record. NCBI's taxonomy places the organism in Eukaryota, Fungi, Basidiomycota, Tremellomycetes, Tremellales, Cryptococcaceae. The transcript is spliced from 3 exons. Bases 1 to 696 code for a protein of 231 amino acids.